Molecule: messenger RNA, 2503 nt
Organism: Carassius gibelio (silver crucian carp)
Lineage: Eukaryota; Metazoa; Chordata; Actinopteri; Cypriniformes; Cyprinidae
Product: alpha-1,3-mannosyl-glycoprotein 4-beta-N-acetylglucosaminyltransferase C-like
Exons: 4
Coding region: 405-1772 (455 amino acids)
Biological process (GO): protein N-linked glycosylation
Molecular function (GO): acetylglucosaminyltransferase activity
Source: RefSeq, a predicted model, not a curated record
GUAGGUCUUGUCAUGAUGUAACUCUAUUACUAAACAAAGUCUAGAAUGAAGCCAAGAGAUCAAAAUGAUUUUGAAACUAUUUUAAUACACGAUGCAUUAAUUUCCCCGAUGUUAAAAUGACUGAAUUACCCACCUGACAGGUUGUGUUCAACCUUUGCCCGCUUGUCUUUGAAGCUGACAGCAGCGCGCGAGGAUCGUCGUCAUCCGGAUAAACGCACAGCACACCUCACUGAAGAGAAUCGAGACCGAAUCAAAGCUCGAGAGCGACUGCAGGACACGAGGAAGUGAAGUAACUCGUGUGAAUCCUCCAGACACGCGCGAUUCUCUCGCUUCACAGACAACAUAUUUUGAAUGUUGACUUCUGCUGUACAAGACUAUAGGUGAUAUAAAGAAGAAGGUGUGUGAUGAGAUGCUAUCUGAAAAACAUCCUCCUCCUAGCUGCUGGUCUUUUCAUUUUGACCAGGGUCUACAUCCACAUGCGGAAACCAGAAUCGGGAAGCUUUGAGGGGUCGUCACUGACCUGGAUCUGGGAUAAGGAGACUUGGAUGGAAGAUCUUAAAGGCCAUUACCUGCAUUUCAAUGUUUCCAUUAAAGUUCUGGCAGGAGUCUUCCAGCAGUCCAAGAAGUACCUGACAGUGGGCAUCUCAUCUGUGAAGAGGGAAAAGGGCAGUUAUCUUCAGGACACUCUUCAGUCAAUCUACUCGGCCUCCUCAGAGGAAGAGCUGGAUCAUAUGGUCGUCGUUGUCCUUCUUGCUGACUUUGAUGUGAGCUGGAUCCAGCAGACAUUGGAGAAGAUUACAAAUGAAUUCCACACGCGGCUGUCCAAGGGUCAACUGCUUGUCAUCCAUGCCAAUGAAGACAACUAUCCUCCCCUCACAGGACUGAAGAGGAACUUCAAUGAUGCUUCUGACCGUGUGUCCUUCCGUUCGAAGCAAAAUGUGGACUACUCCUAUUUGCUCCAUUUUAGCAGUAAUCUCUCCCAAUACUAUGUCAUGCUGGAGGAUGACGUGAGCUGUUCGAAGAACUUUCUCUCCAGUAUACGUGAGCACAUCCAUUCGAUGAGCAACUCAAAGUGGAUCACAUUGGAAUUCUCCAAGUUGGGCUACAUCGGAAAACUCUAUCAGUCCAGAGAUCUGCCCAUUCUGGCCCGAUUCCUUUAUAACUUCUACCAAGAGAUGCCCUGCGACUUCCUGCUGUCGCAUUUUCACAAAUUGUUGAUGCAGGAAGAAGUCAUUCGUUUCCGCCCAUCUCUGUUUCAGCACAUGGGCUCUUAUUCAUCAUUUAAGGGGACGAUCAAUCGUCUCAAGGAUGAGGACUUUGUUGAAGAAGUUGCUGAUAACCCUCCAGCAGACAUUAGCACAAAUAUUGAAACUUAUCAGACGAAUACAAUCGACAAAGCUUACAGCCAGGGCUUAGAGUAUUUCUGGGGUAUAUCCCCUAUUGUCCCAGAAAACUAUAUUUUAGUGGUCUUUCAUGAACCUGUUCUCAUCUCACGUGUCCAAAUACAUACAGGAUUGGAUGGGAAAGAUGAGCUGGCCAAUGCUGAAGUGGAACUCGGAAAAACGCUGGUGAAAAAGGAGUCGGAGGUGGAGUGUUCCGGAUUUGACAAGCUGGGUGCUUUUCAGCAAGGCCAGUUUAAUGAACCAGCAGUCCAGAAACUUGUGCCGGCAACCGUGGCAUGUCUACGAAUCCGAGUCACUGCAGCCCAAACCAGCUGGGUUGUUGUACGCAAGAUCCAGGUUUGGACUGUUAAAGCUGCCGAAACCCUCUGAAAUAUUUCUGGUGUGAAUUCCUUAUCAUUACUUACAAAGGCAUGAAUUCUUUAAAGUAGUCAUGUUUAGUAAUCUCUGUGUGAGGAUACAAGCGUGAGGGAAUGAUAUUGUUAAACUGCAUAAAAUAAUAUUAUAAAUAAGAUACAUUUAAUUUGGCACAGUAUAUUUUCUUUAGGAAGCUAAAUUGAAAUUACAUUUAUUUGUUCAGGGUUAGGAACACUGAAGUAUUCAGAUUUUGUUAAUAAUUUGAAUUAACUUUAUUUUCAUAUUUUCUGUUUUCAUUUAAGGUAAAGGUUUAGUAAUGUUGCUGGGUGUUUUGUCAAUUAUUAUUUUUCUAUUAAAUAUGUCUGUAUAAUGUUUAAGUUUUAGUUAAUUUAGUUUUUAUUUUAGUACUUCAGCUUUAAACAAAAAUGAGAAAUGUUGACUUGACAACCAGCCCAAAUAAAGCAUUUUACAGUCAAAGUACUUAGAUUUACAAGCCUUUAAAAUAAGGGACGUUUUUUAAAGAUCAUUCUGCCCCCUAGGGGUGAUGACUUUGAAAUACAAUGCCCUAGUUCUAUCACCCCAAACACUUCUAAGGGCAAAAGUGCUGAUACUAAUUUACAUUCAACACAAACACACACACACAUUAACUUGGCUCAGUAUUUGGGGAAAAUGAUGCAUUUUAUACCAAUAUAUCAUGUUGUGUUACACUUACCUUGUUUUUGACAAUUAGAUCAGCACGUUUGGUU